AUGACGCUGGCUUUUGAUCAAGCUAGCUCCCUAGUCACCGGCUUGGUACGGUCAUGCUGGGAAUGUUUGUCGGGCGUGGAGCCUCAAGGUCAACUGGGCCAGCGAGCCGAUGGAAGAGGAGUUGAACGAGAGAUGCAGGUAUGCCAUAGCCAACCUCAUCUCGUCCCUCCAAUGAAGUUGGUUGUGUACGAUGACCUUCCCAGUCCGGGUGUCCGUCAUCAGUCUCGCAAUUCCCUCUCGUCAUGGCUUGGAGAAGGCCGGCACCUCGCCUCACGAGCAUCUGGGAGAGCAAGUAUCUCCCGGAAGAGACCAACUGCAGCACCGUUAAAGAUUAGCGCUCCUUCAGACUUUCGCCGAGUGCAGUCAUUCCAACUCGAGCCGUCGCCAACGAAAUUUCAACCUCUCCAACUCAAUAUUUACCGAUCUGGUCAUCGGUUAUCAGAUCUUCCCUCCUUUGAAACCUUCGAGGUGGACCAGAGUAGCCAACGCAAGACGCUGGCCGUCCCACCACGUGUGCUUUCCCCCACUGGAAUUCGAUCUCGACGUUGCCAGUCCAGCGAGGCUCGCUUCUCCGUGUCUCGCAAGCCAGUCGGUUCUGCAAAUCGCCGGUCGCUUGCGAAUCUGGAAGGGUCUAUUGAACCGCCUCGGCCGGUUCCUGUUGCAAGUGCUCUAAUUCCACAUUUCUGUACCGUCAUCCCAGUCGAGCCUCCUCUACCAGAAGAGCCGAUGCCCACAGCUGCUUUUAUACCCACUAUUCCUGCGGUUCUUGUCAUUCCUACCAUUCCUACACAUGCCAGAUCAGGAUCUGCGGACAGCAACAUCACCCGAGACACCGAGCUGUCCAUACUUGUUAGCAACGAGGGAUCGGGAGACGACACUGCUCAAACUCCUACGGCUUCGAGAUAUGGUGAUGAGACCACGGACGAACCAUCUUUCAAGGAUUCACCGUCCUCGGCCAGCUCGCGCACGAUGCCAUCUCGAAUCUCCUCCUUGCGUCGUCCUUCUACAGCUGAGAACCGAAAGACUAUCGCCUCGGUACCAAUUCCCUGUCGUGUCACUCAAUGGAUUUUCCCCAGCAAGCCAUCUGGACCCCAGCAAGUCUCACUUGCCGGUGAGAAUGGGUUUGACUGGGAAAGAACCCGAACUUUGAGCGGUACCACCGUCAACUCAACCAUCACAACUAUCACGGGUGGUGCGAUGGCCCGACGGCCUAAUGCGUCGAUCUCGAGCACUUUCACCAACGGGAGUACUCCUCGAACUUCUCUGCUAGGCCCAUCUUCUAAUGCGGAGAAAGAUCUUGAAUCUGACUUUGGUCAUCCGAAUACCUUCGAAAGCCGGAGACAACAUUAUCAAUAUCCUUCCCCUCUCUCUAAUAAUGUACCUGACUAUCGCGGUUCUGCUAUUGGUGUGGCUUUCUAG
Molecule: messenger RNA, 1419 nt
Organism: Penicillium brasilianum
Lineage: Eukaryota; Fungi; Ascomycota; Eurotiomycetes; Eurotiales; Aspergillaceae
Source: the annotation of a GenBank genome assembly